GCUCUGAUUGUGGACCAGCUGAGCAUGAGGAUGUUGUCAUCCUGCUGCAAGAUGACAGACAUCAUGACAGAGGGCAUCACCAUUGUGGAGGACAUCAUGAAACGACGAGAGCCACUGCCGAGCCUGGAGGCCAUUUACCUGAUUACACCCACAGAGAAGUCUGUCCACACCGUCAUUGCAGACUUCAAAGACCCUCAUUCAUCUAAAUACAAGGCAGCCCAUGUUUUCUUCACUGACUCAUGCCCCGAUCCUCUCUUUAAUGAGCUGGUGAAGAGCCGGGCUUCCAAAGUCGUCAAGACUCUGACGGAGAUCAACAUCGCCUUCUUGCCCUACGAGUCUCAGGUGUAUUCUCUGGACAAUCCAGAUGCCUUUCACAGUUUCUACAGCCCUCAUAAGACCCAGCUGAAGAACCCAGUGAUGGAGAGGCUGGCCGAGCAGCUGGCGACGCUCUGUGCCACCCUGAAAGAGUAUCCUGCUGUCAGAUACCGAGGGGAGUACAAGGACAACGCCACCCUGGCCCAGCUGGUUCAGGACAAACUUGAUGCAUACAAGGCUGAUGACCCCACCAUGGGAGAGGGUCCGGAUAAGGCUCGCUCACAGCUGAUCAUUCUGGAUCGGGGAUUUGACCCCGUCUCACCUGUCCUGCACGAGCUCACCUUUCAGGCUAUGGGCUACGACCUGCUGCCCAUUGAAAAUGACGUCUACAAAUAUGAGACCAGCGGCAUCGGAGACUCGCGUGAGAAAGAGGUCCUUCUGCAUGAAGACGAUGACCUGUGGGUGAGCCUGAGACACAAACACAUAGCUGAGGUGUCCCAGGAAGUGACACGCCAGCUGAAAGACUUUUCUUCCAGCAAGAGGAUGAACACCGGAGAGAAGACCACGAUGAGGGAUCUCUCCCAGAUGCUGAAGAAGAUGCCUCAGUACCAGAAGGAGCUCAGCAAGUACUCCACUCACCUGCAGCUGGCUGAGGAUUGCAUGAAACAUUACCAGGGAACAGUGGACAAACUUUGCCGUGUGGAACAGGAUCUGGCUAUGGGCACAGAUGCUGAGGGAGAGAAGAUCAAAGAUCCCAUGAGGGCCAUUGUGCCCAUACUGCUGGAUGCCAAUGUCAGCACAUAUGACAAGAUCCGAAUCAUCCUGCUUUACAUUUUCCUUAAGAACGGCAUUACGGAGGAGAACCUCAACAAGCUGAUCCAGCAUGCUCAGAUCCCCCCCGAGGACAGUGAGAUCAUCACCAACAUGGGUCACCUGGGCGUCCCCAUCAUCACAGAUUCCACCCUCCGCAGAGGGAAAAAGGUCGACAGGAAGGAGCGUGUGAGCGAGCAGACCUAUCAGCUGUCCCGCUGGACACCACUGAUCAAGGACAUCAUGGAGGAUGCUAUUGACGAUAAACUGGACACCAAGCACUAUCCUUACAUCUCUACCCGCUCCUCUGCCUCCUUCAGCACCACUGCAGUCAGUGCUCGGUACGGCCACUGGCACAAGAACAAGACACCCGGAGAGUACCGCACUGGGCCACGUGUCAUGGUAUUCAUUAUCGGCGGCGUGUCUUUCAGCGAAAUGCGCUGCGCCUAUGAGGUCACACAGGCCAAUGGGAAGUGGGAAGCCAUCAUUGGAUCGACCCACAUCUUCACUCCCACCAGCCUGCUGGAGCAGCUCAAGGCCAUGAACAAACCAGACGAGGAAGUGACGAGCUAAAAAUCCUCCAAUCAGUCUCUCUCCUCUUAACCUCCCCCCCCCCCCCGCACAUCAUUCCCAACCAAAUCCUACACAUUAACUGUGUAUGCAUCUUGCUUGAGAAGAGAAAAAAUUUAGACAAUUAAAAAAACAAAAGAGAUACGUUAUAUCAAAGAAUAAAAUUGUUGCAAGUAUUCUCAUAUUUUACAAUGGAUGCAACUAAAUAAACGUAUUUAAAAUUAAUUAAAUAUCAGAAAAGAAGGCCAUUUAAAAUUGAAAUGACCAAAAUGUAAUAUUGUAUGCUAUGAAACCUGCUAGGAUGUGUAAAAGGUAGAUGAUUUCUCUUGUUCAUUUCUUUCGGUUAUCUCCAUGGUGUGACUUUUACCUUUAGCAGAUAGAGGAGGGAUGUGCAGCCUGAGGGGUUCAUAUUGUAAAAAAUAUAUCAGUCACCAUGCAAUUUAUAGAUAUAUGCAUAGAUAUAUUUCAUCAGAGAGGAGUCUGUCCUAUCACCCUUCCCUUACCCAUUUGAGAUGUUCGUAUUCAGUAGCAUGCUUCGACUGUGUUUGUAUCCAGUGUGGAUGUUCCGAGAGCCGCAUGUAAAUGUUGUGGUUGAAUAUGGCGCUUAAAAAAUACUUUUUGUUUUGAGCAUCACAAAAAGGAAACUAUUCUUCAAGGAUUUUUAAGAGUUUAAGAGACAAUUUCACUGGCCGCUUUAUUAGGGAUACCUUUCUCACUGCUUAUUAACACAAAUGUAUUGCUAGUAGGUCAUAUGGCAGACGCUUGAUGCAUGUAGGCAUGGUCAAGACGGCCUGCUGAAAUUCUGGCAGCAAAAGGGGUCCAAACCUGUGUCAGCAAGGUGUGACUAAUGAAGUGGCCGCUGAGUUUGUAUGCUCAAGUAAACUUGGUCCCAGCUACUGAGCUUACAGGCUAGCAGAGAAGAAAGUAGAAAGUGUUCAGGGAUGUAUUGAUUUUUGAGUUUUUGAUACUCAAAACAAGAUCUGUUGGUUUUAAGUAUUCAUUUUAAGAGCUCCACUUAGUCAGUCGGAAAAGAGGGAGCUCUGUUAGAAGCCAGAAUCAUCCCUCCUCCAGCUGCCGAGACUGUAAAGUAUUUACUUGCCACAAUCUUUUUCCUUUCCUCUGCAGAGACGUCACGUUUCAAUGUCAAAAAGGCCAUUGCUUGCUGAUAUUUAAUAAAUAAUCCUCCAAAAAGGGCCAGUUGUAUUUCAGUAUUGUAUCCUGUCAGAUUAAGUCUUAUCAUUGGUUAGUAACGAUGUUUAAUUGGGCCAUGCACUGAGUAGUGUUGUGUAUAUGCUAUAUGUUGCUGUUUUAGCGUCUCACUGUUGAAUGGUGAUUUUUUCUGACUGUGAAGUAGUGACUUUUCCUUUGACGAAAAAACAAAACAAAAAAAAAAAGCCAAUGUGAAGCCGCCGUGUUUGUGGUGUUUUAGCUGUAGCUGUUUAGUGGUCCACUGGGAAAAAGAACUAAGAUCUAUAUUUUCUUUGUCUGUUUUCCUCCUCUGGUGCAAUGUAAAACCCUCCAAUGGUGAAUGGCUUUGCAAGUUUAAAAAACAAAACAAAGAAAAACCCUGGAAACCCCUCGCCACUUUUCUUUCCUCCUUCUAUUGCCUCUUUCCUGGCCAAACAGUUGUAUAUUGCACUAUGAUGCGUUUUCUGUGAUGCAAACGCUUGUGUUUAUUUUUUCUUUUCUAUUAUAAUUUGCUGUUGUAUAGGGUUUACGCUGUCAAAUCAGUUGAUUUAUAUCAAAAUUAUUUAUCAGAGAAGAUAAUAUUGAAACAUUAGUCUGUCCAAAAAACUGUUUAACUUAUUGGGAUUGUAUGUUUGCGAGUGUUGAAGCACAAACAAUACUUCCAUGUGUACCUAAUAUGUACUAAGGUUGUCUAAUAAAUUGGCUUCCAUUAUACUGAAA
Molecule: messenger RNA, 3603 nt
Organism: Haplochromis burtoni (Burton's mouthbrooder)
Lineage: Eukaryota; Metazoa; Chordata; Actinopteri; Cichliformes; Cichlidae
Gene: stxbp1a
Product: syntaxin binding protein 1a
Biological process (GO): intracellular protein transport; vesicle-mediated transport; neurotransmitter secretion
Cellular component (GO): secretory granule; plasma membrane
Molecular function (GO): syntaxin binding
Source: RefSeq, a predicted model, not a curated record